Entrophospora candida is the source of this 939-nucleotide messenger RNA. NCBI's taxonomy places the organism in Eukaryota, Fungi, Glomeromycota, Glomeromycetes, Entrophosporales, Entrophosporaceae. The record is from the annotation of a GenBank genome assembly.
AUGCUACAAACCUUUAAAACAUGUUUUCGCCCUCUUGUCGUUCUUACAUUGUUGUCAUUGUUAGUUGCUUCCAUGGUAGUAUCAAUUAUUAAGAUAUAUAGUGAAAAACCUGCUUUUGGUAUAUCCUAUCACUCAACAGAUAAACUAAUUGUACCAGCCUUCUAUUUUGCUUAUGAUAAAAGUUUUACCAUAAGUUGUCUAUUCUUGAAUUUUAAUGGUGAUGUAAUAGCUUCUUGUGAUGAAUAUAUUACACAACCAGCAAAGCUGCCAAUUAGUCAUGACUCUGCUCGUACUUUACUUGGAACCUUUUUACCAAAAGGCGAUAUGAGUUUGAAUGGAACAGAUUAUAUUAAGCUUUUAAUAAACAUCACAGAUCCUGCUGCUACUGGACAGUGGACCAUGUCAAUGAAUUUAUUUGACUCAAGCAAGUUUUUUCAUAAAAUUCAUGGAUACGAUCCAUGGAGUGAAGAUUUUUCUGGUGAUACAUUUGCUAAAACACUUGAUUAUAUGAAUUUAUAUUAUUUAUCUAGAAAAACAUAUUAUAGUUUAACGUUCUCUAGCAAAAUUAGAAAUAAGAUAACACAACCAGCUUUAGCUUAUAUUGGUUUAGAAUCGGAUUACUUUCCACAAUAUUACAUUGAAUCAACAUUACAGUUUACAUCAAUGAAAUAUCAUCCGGAGUAUAAUCUGGCUGUAGAGAUUAAUAUAGCAGGUUUUGUGAUAGAAGAGGAAACAGAGCAAAGGAGCAAUACUGUUAUAACCACAGUAGGAAGUCUUUUUGGUUAUUAUGGCAUGAUUGCAUAUUUUUAUAAAAUUUUAUUUGGAAGUAGGUUAAUGGAUUCUGCACGUGAAUACACAUUUUUGCUGGCAACGUUUUUAUAUUUGGCUUACUCCAUGUUCAAAAGGAAAAUUAUUGGCACCAGCAGCAGUGAUAAAGCA